AUGUUGCUAUUUGGAGGCGGCUUGAUCGGGAUUUUUGUGGUGAUGGACUGGCUUCUUGCCGAGAUUGAGCCCCAGCCGAUGCCAUCCAGCGAGGAGCCGGAUGAGGCGGAUGGCUCGGGAAAAGAUGAUGUGCCGAGUACAUCAUCGGCGUUAGACAUUGAAGAGGAUGGCGCCGAUGUUGAUAGCGACGUUUUCGAAUACAUGGACUCCCCGCCGCCCUAUUCCCCAUCGGAGGCAUGGCGAGAUGAGACGGCGGCGGUUCGACCGCGUUGCGUCUUUUUCUUGAGGAGAGCGCUGACGCCGCGAUUCGAGGAGGGCGAUCCGCAUGGGGAUCGACUGCAUCCGAUUCAUCGGGAAAUCGAGUACGAUGCCGAGAAGCUGGAGCAGGGAUUGUUCAAGGACGCCGGGAACCAUGAAGACUACAUGACCAGCGUGCUCGAAAAGAUCUCCACCUCGACGGGUGGCCAAGAAACGGCGGGCCAGGCGUGGAAUGAACUGCUCCGAGUUGAAGGCGUCGGUCCAGCGAAUCAG
Molecule: messenger RNA, 531 nt
Organism: Mesorhabditis spiculigera
Lineage: Eukaryota; Metazoa; Nematoda; Chromadorea; Rhabditida; Rhabditidae
Source: the annotation of a GenBank genome assembly